GAGAAGCCUAUCGCUUUGCCCAGCUCCUGCUGUAGACGGCCAUUUUGCAAGAGAGUCUUGGAGCUAUUGUGUGCUUGCUUUGAAGCAGAGUCCUUCAGAAGCCAAAUGUUCAUCCUUCCGCCUUUGGACUGAGCGAUGGAGACCUUAAGCGUGGAGGUGAACAUGUCCGUAGAGGAAGGCGCAGUGAUGGCCGCAGAGCUGGAAAAGGAGACUCAGAAGGCAUCCCACUAUAAACUAUGGGCAGGAGUAAAAGCCCCACAAGUUGUCCACCCAGGCACAAUUGGAGAGUUACAGAUGGUGGCUGCUCAAAAACAGAUAAAAUGUGAACCAGAGGAAGGGUUGCAACAGCACUGGGAAAUCCAGUGGCAGGAGUUCCUGCGGACGCUUCAAGCCCCUGACUCUAGAUGGGGGAACCCACGAGUGGCCACUGAACCCACACCGUGGGAAGACGCUAAGGCUUUCCUGGCCUCCUUUGAGCAGGUUGCGUCAGCUUGUCGGUGGCCUCAUGACAAAUGGGUGACUUUCCUCUUGCCGGCCCUCAGUGGAGAAGCCGAGCGGGCCUUCGUCACCCUCAGUGCCCAAGACAGAGAGGAUUAUGGGAAGGUAAAGGCAGCCAUCUUGCAAAGAGAGGCUGUUGUGAGGGAGAAGCAGCGACAGCAUUUCAGGCAGUUCUGCUACCAGGAAGUGGAGGGGCCAAGAGCAGUUUACGGGAGACUCCAGGAACUUUGCCGUCAGUGGCUGAAAACAGAGAGGCACACAAAGGAAGAAAUUUUGGAGCUGCUGAUCCUGGAGCAGUUCCUGACCAUCCUGCCCCAGGAAAUGCAGAGCUGGGUCCGGGAAUGUGGUCCUGAGACCUGCACGCAGGCUGUGUCCCUGGCUGAGGAUUACUUGUUGAAGCAGAACACACCGAAAUGGGAAGGUCAGGUUUUGCCGCCUUUCGGGGUGGUGGGUGCAGAUUCCUCGGAAACAGACCAGGUUCCAUCGCCUGAUGCUUGGAAACUUGGUAAGGUAGCGAAGCCACCCAGGAAAGCAGAUGGAGCCUUGCAUGGUGACCAGCAGGGAUGUGAGAAUGAGACGGAGGGUCUCCCUCAGAGACGUUCCAUGGUGGUGGCACCAAAAGAGGAGUUGCCAGAAAGAGGCCACACCUUCCGCUAUUACAAGGAGGUGACGAGGCUGCGGAUUCAGCAAGGAUCUGAGGAGGACGAGGGGGAGCAUCCAGAGGAGAAUGAGGCUGAGGCCGUUCUUUACUGGGAAGGUGAUUCUGGGAUGGAAGUAAACAGUGUCCGGCAAAAUACCACAUGUGGCGAUGGAGAAUCAAGGCCUGGCAACUCCCGUUGGAGCUCUGGAGUUCCCGGCCAUCAAAGAAACCACUCUGUUGAGAAGGAGGCGGCCCCCAGCUCACGUCUAGCCCUCGUUCAAAACGAGAUGAUCCAUCCGGGAGAAAAAUCCCGUCAACGUUCCUAUUGUGGGAGGAGCUUCUCUCCUAGCCCAAGCCUUGUGACGCAGGAAAAAUUACACACAGGAAUACUUGAAGGGCACCAUUGUCAACCACUGGAGCGACAAGAUCCAUCCUCAAGAAGAGACAAAUUAUCCCAGAAUUAUGAAGAAGAAACACAGCUUGGGGGACAGGAGGGGCCAAGUCUAGAGAAGAACACAGAAGACGCUCUUUCCAGCAGGGGAGGGAACGUCCGGUGGGAAGAUGUCAAAGGCGUGCCCCGACUUCACCACUGCUACUGUGGAAGGAGCUUCAAACACCGCUGUAAUCUAAAGGCACACGAGAGGACCCACACCGGCGAGAGGCCACACAAGUGUCCCGACUGUGGGAGGAGUUUCGGCAAGGGGUCGACUCUCCGAGCACACGUGCGGACUCACACAGGUGAGAAGCCGUACAUGUGCUCGACGUGCGGGAAGCGGUUCACAACCCGCUCGGGUCUCCUGACGCACGAGAGGAUUCACACCGGAGAGAAGCCCUACAAAUGCUCGGACUGCGGCCGCAGCUUCAUCCAGAAAUCAUGUCUGCUGGCCCACGAAAUAAGCCACAAAGGAGAGAAGUCAUACACGUGCUCAGACUGUGGGAAGAAUUUUGGGCACAGCUCUGGACUUCGGGUGCAUCGGAGAAUCCAUUCUGGGGGGAAAGACAUAGAAAAAUGCUGAGCACAAAGAAAACUAUGGUUGAAUAUUUAACUCAACUGAAGCAGGAUAGACUGAGAACCCCCUAAAAA
Molecule: messenger RNA, 2222 nt
Organism: Heteronotia binoei (common prickly gecko)
Lineage: Eukaryota; Metazoa; Chordata; Lepidosauria; Squamata; Gekkonidae
Product: zinc finger and SCAN domain-containing protein 30-like
Exons: 4
Coding region: 136-2154 (672 amino acids)
Biological process (GO): regulation of transcription by RNA polymerase II
Molecular function (GO): DNA-binding transcription factor activity, RNA polymerase II-specific; RNA polymerase II cis-regulatory region sequence-specific DNA binding
Source: RefSeq, a predicted model, not a curated record